AUGCUGCCGUCGGCGUACGAGAACGCGGGCCUCCGGGGCAAGCGGCUCGCGGAGAAGGAGAAGCAGCGCCGCACGGGGCUCAACCGGCUCCUGGGCAAGAUCGACAAGGAGGCGAGCAGUCCCAAGAAGCACCGCAAGCCCUACGACCUCACGGAGCCCGACGUCGCCGCCGCCGUCGCCGCGCUCUCCGCCAAAAACAAGCAGGCGGCCGUCGCGGCCCUGGCCGCGCGGCCCGGCGCGCCGCUGCCCGAGGCGGCGCUCCUCGCGGCGUCCCUGUCCCUCGACGGGCCCUACCGCUUCCUGCCGCGGUGGAUGCACAAGGGCGCCGUGAAGAAGGGCGUGACGCUGUUGACCGAGGGCGACGCCGCGCUCCGCAUCAGCGACAUCGCCGGCCUGCCGGCGCCCUGCCUCGAGAACGCCUGCGUGGCGCGGGGCCUGCUGAAGCCGACCAAGGCCGAGAUGGAGCGGGGGCUCGCCGAGUGGCUCCGCGUCGUGGACAAGGCGGACGCGGUCUCCGAGGACGAGGGCAAGCGCGCGCGCCUCGCGCUCCUCGCGGUCAACACGGUCGCGUCCAUCCGCGAGGGGGCCGUGGCGAAAGAGCCGGGCGUCGCGCUGCUCUACGCCGGCAAGGGGUUCUAG
Aureococcus anophagefferens is the source of this 639-nucleotide messenger RNA. Its product is annotated as expressed protein. The coding region runs from base 1 to 639 and encodes 212 amino acids. NCBI's taxonomy places the organism in Eukaryota, Pelagophyceae, Pelagomonadales, Pelagomonadaceae. The transcript has a single exon. The record is from RefSeq and is a predicted model, not a curated record.